CACAGAAUAGGGACCAGCAGAGAUAGCCUCGCCGUCCCGCGUCUUUCUGAUCUGAUGUGACCAUUUGAUUUAAUCCUAUCUCACAAAUCUUACAUUUUCUACCGUCGAUCAAAAAACAAUUUUUUACAUAAAUAAUUAUAUGAUACAAUCGCCUCCCUCCCCAAGUCCUAACUGCCUUUCCCUUUCUUUCUCUGACUCUCUUUACUGCAAAUAAAUAAAUAAAUAAAUAAAGGAAAAGAAAUGAGUUCCAGCCAUUAAGUUAUCACUCUUCCGGUUGCGGUUUUCGGUUUUGGUUUUUGAAGAACUUAAAAAAUUUGUUUCAAAAGCUAAAGGAGUUGGGAUUUGGAUUCAUCAUUACUUCACUCUCUCUCUGGAGCUCUUAUAUCUCAAUUUUUGCCUUGGAUAUUCUGUUAUUUCGCCGGUUUUUUAACUGUCCAAUGCGCCGCCGACACGUGGUGUUUCUUCUCCGAGGCGUUCGUGUUCUCCGUUACCGUUACUGACCGGCGUUACUUUCUGCAUUUACUGUACUCAGACCGUGGCCAGCAUGAAUGUGAAUUGAGAAAAAAAUGUGCAGCUGAAAAGGAUCGGGAGUGAGUAAGACCUAUCCAGUCUAUGGAAUGUCAUUUAGAGCCCAUAAAGAAUUCAAGAGAUUAAUCCUUUGGAACUUCUGUAAAGACGAUGUUGCCCCUAGGAAGCCAGAGGGCAAAUAUGCAAGGCAGAUUGAAACCUGAAAAGCCUAAUUUGUCAUAUGUUGAUCUUCAUCAAGAAAUUACAGAAGGUGGAAAAGAGGUCACACCUGAAUCUUCAUGGAAGCAUAAAAAAGAACAUGCUGAUAUCAAGGCAAACGAAGAAGAUGAGCUGGUGAAGUACAUGUCAAAUUUACCAAGUUAUCUGGAGAGAGGAUCAAACCCCCAGGAAAAAGUUUUAAAUGUUGGGGUCCUUGAGUGGGGGCGCCUUGAAAAAUGGCAGUGUAGCCAUAAACAGAUCUUACAUAGAAGUAGUAUCUCUUCACUGUCCAGCAGCAACACAUCUUCCUCGUUUUCAACUGAUGAAUCAUCAGCACAUUCGAGUAGAGGUCACAGUUGCUCUCCUGCUCGUCAAAGAUUACAACGUCCUUCACUGCAAUCUCAUCUGAUGUCGGUCCCCAUAGAAGGCCAUUUGCCAUUUGUCAAACCUUUUAGUGAAAGUGUUGGAAAGUUUCAAGAUCUCAGGGCUGCACAUAGCAACAACUUCACUGUUCAGGGGAAAUUCAUCGGAGAAGAUAAAUCCUUUAGCAAAAAUAAUGCACAAAUCAAGCUGGAACAGUGCAAGAGAAGAGAAAUGCACCCAAAGAUUGAUUCAGAAAGUGGAACUGUGCCAAACGGGGUAAAAGAUAAUGUGGCAUCAUGUGACAAGGUGAAAAUGAAGAAACAAGUUGGUGAAUUUAUGAAGAAAGCUGAGAAGUUUCAAGAAGUUAUUCCAAAAGGGGCCAACCAAGAUAUCAGUGAAAACAGAAACACAGUUGUCCUCCUUCUGCCAAGAGAUUUUCCCAAAACGAAUUAUUCAGGAGCAGCCAUCCUUUCUGAUUUAACAACAAAGUCAAGUAAAAAAGAAGCAGAACCUAGUCGGAGGACCUUCCUGGAAACAUUUAAAGAGGCUCACCAUGCAAUGCUCAGUUCCAAUUACCAUCAUUCAGGUCCAUUGCCUUGUGAACUUGAUGGCAGUAAACAUUUACGGAUUAAAGCCAUCGGCUCCAUAGAUGCAAAUGGUAAUGACUUUACAUCAGAAAGAUCUCAUUCUGUGCCACGGGCAGCAAAGAUAGAAAUUAAUUCUUCCAGAAGCAGAAAUCUAGAGGAAAAAAAGUUAAAUGCAAAACCAAUAGUUUAUCCUGCAAAUGAGGCUUACAAAGGAUCAGACCCAAAAGAAAGCAAGGUUGCAUUUAAAAAGGUACGAAGCACUUCACCUUUCCGUCGUUUUAGCUUCAGCAUGGGUAAGACAGACAAAAGAUCUGGCCCCAAGGAGGAUUCUUCAAUACCUCAGGUGUGCUCAACAUGUAGUUCUGCCAAAACUGAUCCGGAGAAUCAUGUUGCUUCUGGUGUUGAUACUUCUUGUGGUGAUAAACCCAAUGCUAAAAGCAGAUCCAGGUCCAGCCCCUUGAGAAGACUAUUAGACCCACUUCUGAAACCAAAGGCAGUUAACUGUCGCAAUUUUACCAACCAAUUGCAGGACUCAAUAUUAACAGAAGGUGCCUAUAAAUCAUCAGAAAGGCUAAGACAUUCAACUGUGACUGUGCAGCCAGCGAAAGUGAAAUCAGAUACAACCAGUCAUUGCACAAUCAAUGUAAAUGAUUCAGAACAGAACAAAAAGAAUGGAUCUUCAGCAGUUCAAGCUCUUCUCAGGGUUCAAGUUAAGAAUGGGUUGCCUCUGUUCACCUUUGCUGUUGAUAAUGAGAGCACCAUUCUUGCAGCUACAGUGAAGACGUUAAGUGCCUCAGGGAAGGGUGAUUAUGGAUGCAUUUACACAUUCUUUGCCAUUCAAGAAGUUAGGAAAAAGAAUGGAAGGUGGAUAAAUCAAGGAGGGAAAGGCAAAGGUCAGGAUUAUAUCCCUAAUGUUGCACAGAUGAAGGUUUUUGGUUCUGAAUUUUCUCAUUUGUCCACGCCAAACCAUGUGGAUCAAUUUAGCAUUAGAGAAUUUGUUCUUCUUACCUUGGAUGUAGGACAGGCAAAUCAACAAGCAUCUGAUUUCCAUCCAAAUGAUGAACAGGCAGCUAUUGUUAUCAAGAUCCCGAAAAGGAACGGAAGAUGUACAAUCAGAGAUGGGUAUCUGAUUGAUAAGCGUAACAACUUGCCUGAGGCUGCAUUGAAAGAGUGUUCGCCAGAGGUAAAACUUGAACUUGAUUAUGGGAAAAAAGGUGCUUUAUUGGGUGGUCAAGACAUUAGUGCUACAGUCAUACUUCCAAGUGGUGUACAUAGCCUGCCAAAUAAAGGUGAACCUUCGUCACUUAUCCAACGAUGGAAAUCAGGUGGAACUUGUGACUGUGGUGGUUGGGAUUUGGGUUGCAAACUUAGGAUUCUUUCUAACAAAAGCCAAUUCAGCCAGCAAUCUAGUUCUUUGAAAGGUUCUUCAAUUUCCAAUCAAUUUGAACUUUUCUUUCAGGGAGGAGUACAAGACAAGCAUUUCUUCAGCUUGGCCCCUUUCAAGGAUGGAGUUUGUUCUGUUGAGUUCAAUUCAUCGCUUUCGCUUAUGCAAGCAUUUUCCAUUUGUAUAGCAGUUUGGGAUAGUAGAAAACACUGCGAGCUUUUAGAAUCAGUAACCCUUUCUGAAGAAAGAACUCUGGGGGAAACCACAUUAAAUGACAGAAUAAGUGCUCCUAAUCCUAUUGAAGGAGAGGCCCCUGCUAGAUAUGUCUCAUAUCCACCUCUUUCCCCGGUUGGAAGGGUGUAAUUUCACACGACGAAUGAAGAUGUAAUUAAGUGAUAAAGAUGUAAUUGUAUAUUUCUGGUUUGUUUGUUGGGCAAUGUUCAGUGAGAUAUAAAUCACUAGUAAGAGUCGCCCAAUGAAAAAUAAGAAGUAAUGAACAAGGCUUGCUUGUAAUAGCCAGGGACAGGCUCCCCUCGAGCUUUUGAUCAUUGUAUUUUGAUUUACUUUGGACAGCAGGAGUCAGGGGUUUAAAUUAUGAUAGUGAUUACGG
Messenger RNA from Durio zibethinus, 3670 nucleotides. RefSeq lists its product as uncharacterized. The record is from RefSeq and is a predicted model, not a curated record. Lineage: Eukaryota; Viridiplantae; Streptophyta; Magnoliopsida; Malvales; Malvaceae.